Physcomitrium patens is the source of this 1829-nucleotide messenger RNA. RefSeq lists its product as uncharacterized. Gene Ontology annotation, biological process: regulation of transcription by RNA polymerase II; DNA repair. Gene Ontology annotation, cellular component: transcription factor TFIIH holo complex. The record is from RefSeq and is a predicted model, not a curated record. NCBI's taxonomy places the organism in Eukaryota, Viridiplantae, Streptophyta, Bryopsida, Funariales, Funariaceae.
AAAAUCUUUGCAUCAUCUCUCAUUCUCGUCCGUCCUGUGCAAUCUUCGUAGUGGAUGAUGCGAUGCUAUGGAGGUGCUCUUUUGUUUGUAACAACAUUGCAGAUCGGCAGGUUGGCUUUGAUUUCUUUGAUAGGCUUUGGGUUUUUGAAGUUGAACGUGGGUGGAAGACUUGUCCCGUAUUUUGGUUCGUUUCAAGGUGUCGGUGAGUUGGAGUAUGAGUCGAUGCAUGGUUGGAGGUAAUGGCGAGCUUAACUGGCAGCGGCGUAAGGUUUUUACAUUCGAAGACUCUGCGGCUUAGGAUUUCGCAUACGUUGAGAGGGGAGCUAUCAGUUGGAAGUUAAGAGCGCUCGUGGGGCUGCUGAAGCAGAGUUGGCUCUCGAGGUUUUGUUUUUUGUGGGAGUUUCUCUCAUUGUCUCUGUCACGAUGAAUAAGGAGAUGCAGAAAGAAUUGCAAAUUCGUCGCAGGGUGCAAAACAUCUACAACAAGAGGCAGGAUGAUUUUCCGGACUUGCGCUCGUACAAUGACUAUCUCGAAGACGUUGAGGACAUAAUUUUCAAUUUGAUCGAAGGAGUAGAUGUUGCCUCCACGGAGGAGAAGCUCAUGAAGUACCAGAACGAGAAUUAUGAGGCAAUCAUAGCGUCCCGGGCGCGACGAGCCGAGGAGGAGGCUGCUUUUUUGAGGAGUGGGCAGUAUCAUGCGGCUGGUGAUGCUGCACCGACGACUUUGGGUAUUGAUCCUCAGGUGCAGCAAAGUAAUCUUCCUGCAGUUACCGCGGCGCCUGGGAAAUACGCUCCCACGAUGUUUCUGCCACCCAGGCCAGCAGGGCAGCAACCUGUGCCUUUGGGACCUCCGUCUUACAAUGCGAAUGGGGAGCCGGAAGAUGAGCAGACGAAGCGGAUGAGGGAAGAGAAAGGAUUGCGCGCAGGAGGAUGGACUAUUGACAUCACUCGCCGGAGGUGUUACGAGGAAGCAAUAAUGAGUAUCUGGGUUUCCUGAAUCCAUACCAUGUUUUUUUGCUAUUACGUGUGAAUGCAUUAUUCUGACGAAGUCGAUAGAGAUGAGUACGUAUUCUCCUUUCUGUGCAUGGUGAAGAUGAUAUGCUGGAAGGCGUUAGUGAUUAUGGCUUUGUCCGAACGGUUUCAGAAGCCCUUUGAUGAGCUUUAGUGUUUGUAUUUGUUGACGAAGCUGUAGUCAUUUGGAGUGGGAUUGAGGAGACCUUCAUGUAUUCAUUCGAAUUAUAAUAUUAGUCUUCAAUUCACUAGAUGAUCAGUUGUAGCAGACGGAACCAUCUCUUAGUGGCCGACACCAAAACUUAGUGCCAUCAGUAUCCUUUCCGUUUCAUUGAGUUCAAAAACAGGCUCAAGUGUUUAACAACUAUUUAAGGCUGCUCUUUGAGGUCGGGAAUUCUGACCGGACAACUUGACCAUUUAAGCACCUGAUGACAUCGGAGCAUUUCGCAACCGAAUAUAGAACAAUAUUUAUCUUCAGCAGGUUUGGGAUUGCUUCAAGAGAAUUUCGUUCGAAUAACAGCUGGACUGAUCGAUUCCGUAGCUCAUGUGAGCAGUGGAGCUUUGGGUAUUAUUCUCAAUUGCCUAACGACAUCGUGAUCAUAACCUGACUAGAAAUCGUGAGUAUAUAUAUAUAUAUAUGCACUGUACAUUAGAUUCAGGAACUACCGUGUAGAUCAUAACUUGCAAAGACAAUUUUAUCUUUGUGGCCUAGACUAGAUUAUCAGGGAUAUGUGUGGGACCGUGGAUUGCAGUGUUGGAUUUUGUAAUGCGUUAACAUUCGUUCGUUUGGGUAUUAUACACAUGCAUUUGCAAUUGGCA